Aaosphaeria arxii CBS 175.79 is the source of this 2356-nucleotide messenger RNA. RefSeq names its product general substrate transporter. Gene Ontology annotation, biological process: carbohydrate transport; transmembrane transport. Lineage: Eukaryota; Fungi; Ascomycota; Dothideomycetes; Pleosporales. Gene Ontology annotation, cellular component: membrane. The record is from RefSeq and is a predicted model, not a curated record. Gene Ontology annotation, molecular function: carbohydrate:proton symporter activity. The coding region runs from base 492 to 2189 and encodes 565 amino acids. The transcript is spliced from 4 exons.
AUAGAAAUUGGAAUUGAACGGAGUACAUAGCUCCCGACUCCCAGCCAACUAUCAACUAGUUAGCUUGCCUUGCUUGUCAUCUUAGUUCCAGCCGCUAUGGUUUCUGGACACGGGCACCCGUAAAGAUCACGCUGGUGACUGAUCUGAGCCCUUGAGGGCAGCAAUUUAGUGCCUUAAUCUUUUCUAGAAGGAUGAUAUACGGAGCUACUACUGGAUUCAGCUUAGCGUCCCAAUGUGCAGAUGUUACUGUACCCAUGGACCAGAAGCCACCAUCCUGCAGUAUCACCAGAACUGGGGUCCUUCUGGGGUCAAUGAUAUUAAAAGCUGGAGCUCCGCGCUCCUCUUGUUGACUUUUGAUCGUCGAAGCAAUCUCCAGCCAGUUCUCCUCACUCCUCCCUCUUUCCCACCCACCUCCCCUUCGUGGGUCUUGUUCUUCUCUGACAGUACCAUAACUAAUUCUUUUAAUUCAACCUGCAACCAGUCACGUAAUCAUGCCUGGCGGAGGAGUCGUCUCUGUCACCGGCACGACUGAUGUCAAUCGUGUCGAGGCCCCCGUUACCCUCAGAGCCUACCUGAUCGUCGCCUUUGCGGCAUUUGGAGGUAUCUUCUUCGGUUAUGACACCGGCUGGAUGGGAGGUGUUUUGGGAAUGGACUACUUCAUCAAACAGUACACAGGCGCAGAAUAUCCCAACGUCAAAUUCCCAGGCUUGGCCGCAGACGACCAGAUCAUCAAAGACUAUCGCAAAUCCACCUUCGUCGUUCCCCAGUGGCAGCAAUCAUUGACUACCUCGAUUCUGUCUGCUGGUACUUUCUUCGGCGCCAUUAUCGCUGGUGAUUUGGCCGACUUCCUUGGUCGCCGUGUCGUGAUCAUCAUCGGUUGUCUCAUCUUCAGCGUCGGUGGCAUCCUCGAGACCGCCUCCACUGGCUUGAAUGUCAUGGUUGGUGGCCGUCUUGUGGCCGGUUUCGGUGUUGGUUUCAUCUCCGCCAUCGUCAUCCUGUACAUGUCCGAAAUCGCCCCUCGUAAGGUGCGCGGUGCUGUUGUUGCCGGCUACCAAUUCUGCAUCACUAUUGGUAUUCUCCUCGCCAACUGCGUAGUCUACGCUACCCAGGGCCGACGUGACACCGGAUCUUACCGCAUUCCCAUCGCGGUUCAAUUCCUCUGGGCUAUUAUCCUUGGAGGCGGACUUGCCCUUCUCCCCGAGUCGCCCCGUUACUUCGUGAAGAAAGGCAAACUUGAUCAUGCAGCUAAGGCUUUGGCACGCGUUCGUGGACAGCCCGUUGAUUCUGAAUACAUCCAGGAUGAACUCGCUGAGAUCAUUGCUAACCACGAGUAUGAGAUGUCAAUUGUCCCUCAAACUAGCUACCUCGGAUCUUGGAUGUCCUGCUUCGAGGGCAAGAUCUCCAGCCCUUCUUCUAACCUUCGCCGUACUGUUCUCGGUAUAGUGAUGCAGAUGAUGCAGCAGCUGACUGGUAUCAACUUCAUCUUUUACUUCGGUACCGUCUUUUUCCAGCAACUGGGAACGAUCUCGAACCCCUUCUUGAUCUCUCUCGUCACCACACUUGUCAACGUUCUGACUACUCCUGCGUCUUUUGUCAUGGUCGAAAAGAUUGGACGCCGUACCAUUCUGAUUUACGGCGCCGCCUCCAUGGUCAUCAUGCAGUUCAUCGUUGGUAUCAUCGGUGCCACCGCUGGUAAAGACACCCCUGACCACCCUGCCAACCCCAACGCUGUUAAGGCCAUGAUCGCUUUCAUUUGCCUUAACAUUGCCUCCUUCGCUACCACCUGGGGACCUGCCGCGUGGAUUGUGAUUGGAGAGAUCUUCCCUCUGACUAUUCGUUCCCGUGGUGUUGGCCUUUCUACUGCUUCCAAUUGGUUCUGGAACUGCAUUAUCGGCGUCAUUACUCCGUACCUGGUGGCCGACCAACCUCAUUCGGCAAAAUUGGGCUCUAAUGUAUUCUUCAUGUGGGGUGGUCUUUGCUGCAUUUCCUUCCUCUUUGCCUAUUUCUUCGUCCCCGAAACCAAGGGCCUUACCCUCGAGCAAGUCGACAAGAUGUUGGAGGAAUCGACUCCCCGCACAUCCCGCAAAUGGAAGCCAACCACCACAUUUGCCGCCGAGACCCACCUCGCGGACAAGCACUUGGAGAUUCCCCUCGAGACCAGGACAGUUGAGCCCAAGGUUGCGGUUUAAGCACACAUCUUGUCUGACGCGGCUAUACAUGUGAGAUCUAUGGUCCCCGAAGCACUUUGUUUGGGGGGAGGGGGAGCAAUUUUAUGGUAAUGGGUUUAUACAGCCUUUGAUUAGUGUCAAGGAUAGGGCCAUCGAAUAAAUAUAUCGUCUAUCCAUCUCGAGGUGAC